Messenger RNA from Arvicanthis niloticus (Nile rat), 4153 nucleotides. It is a transcript of the gene Mtmr9, whose product is annotated as myotubularin related protein 9. Gene Ontology annotation, molecular function: protein phosphatase binding. NCBI's taxonomy places the organism in Eukaryota, Metazoa, Chordata, Mammalia, Rodentia, Muridae. The record is from RefSeq and is a predicted model, not a curated record. Gene Ontology annotation, cellular component: cytoplasm. Gene Ontology annotation, biological process: negative regulation of autophagy; phosphatidylinositol dephosphorylation.
GUUCCUGCCGGGUGCAGCGUCCAGUAGCUACUUCCGCCAGAAGUCACUAGCUUCUCGAGCUCGGAUGCUGCCCCGACGCUGGGUCGGUCUCCUCCGCAGCCCACCCGUCAGAGGCCGGUGGCAGCGGAGAGUGCAGGGCCUGGCGUGAAGCCUUCUCUGCGGCCGAGUCCGGGCCAGUGGUGCGGAAGAGACUCCGGGAAGCGGCCAGGGCGGUGCCCGCAGUCCUUGACGCACCUGCCCAAUAGGGGCGGGGCUCGACCGGAGCCCGCCCAACCGGGCGCUAGGUCUGCGGAUUAACCGCCUUGCACCUACGGGAGUGGGUCUCCCUUCCCUAGGUUGCGUGAAACAUGGAGUUCGCCGAGCUGAUUAAGACCCCACGGGUGGACAAUGUGGUGCUGCAUCGGCCUUUCUACCCCGCCGUGGAAGGGACCCUGUGUCUGACAGGCCACCACCUGAUCCUGUCUUCCCGGCAGGACAACACGGAGGAGCUCUGGCUCCUCCAUUCAAAUAUCGACGCCAUUGACAAACGAUUUGUGGGCUCUCUAGGUACUAUCAUCAUAAAAUGUAAAGAUUUCCGAAUAAUUCAGUUGGAUAUUCCUGGAAUGGAGGAGUGUUUAAAUAUAGCCAGUUCCAUUGAGGCAUUGUCCACUCUGGACUCGGUCACCCUGAUGUACCCUUUCUUCUACCGACCCAUGUUUGAAGUGAUUGAAGAUGGCUGGCAUUCCUUCCUUCCUGAGCAAGAAUUUGAGUUCUACUCCUCUGCUACCAGUGAAUGGAGACUGAGCUAUGUCAAUAAGGAAUUUUCCAUCUGCCCUUCCUACCCACCAACUGUCAUUGUGCCCAAGUCCAUCGAUGACGAAGCACUUCGGAAGGUGGCAGCCUUCCGUCAUGGGGGGCGCUUCCCAGUCCUGAGCUAUUAUCAUAAAAAGAAUGGCAUGGUGAUUAUGCGAAGUGGUCAGCCCCUGACUGGCACAAAUGGACGAAGGUGCAAGGAAGAUGAGAAGCUGAUAAAUGCCACCCUCAGGGCAGGAAAGCGUGGCUACCUUAUUGAUACCAGAUCCCUAAAUGUGGCCCAGCAAGCAAGAGCCAAAGGAGGUGGCUUUGAACAGGAGGCUCAUUAUCCCCAGUGGAGGCGGAUUCACAAGUCCAUUGAGAGAUACCAUGUUCUUCAGGAGAGCCUAAUCAAACUCGUGGAAGCAUGUAAUGAACAAACCCACAACAUGGACCGAUGGCUGGGCAAGUUGGAGGCCUCCAACUGGCUGACACACAUCAAAGAGAUUCUGACCACUGCCUGCCUGGCGGCCCAGUGCAUUGACAGGGAAGGUGCCUCAGUGUUGAUUCAUGGGACAGAAGGGACUGAUUCCACACUGCAGGUGACUUCUCUGGCCCAGAUCAUCCUGGAACCGAGAAGCAGGACCAUCCGAGGCUUUGAGGCCCUGAUAGAGAGAGAGUGGCUGCAGGCUGGUCACCCGUUCCAACAGCGCUGCGCACAGUCAGCCUACUGCAGCAGCAAGCAGAAGUGGGAGGCCCCCGUGUUUCUUCUCUUCCUGGACUGCGUGUGGCAGAUCCUCCGGCAGUUCCCUUGCUCCUUUGAGUUUAAUGAGCAUUUCCUCAUCAUGCUCUUUGAACAUGCUUAUGCCUCACAGUUCGGAACAUUCCUGGGCAACAAUGAAAGUGAAAGGUGUAAGUUGAAACUACAGCAGAAAACAAUGUCUUUGUGGUCAUGGGUCAAUCGUCCCAAUGAGCUGAGUAAAUUCACCAAUCCACUCUUUGAAGCCAACAACCUGGUCAUCUGGCCUUCUGUAGCUCCACAGAGUCUCCAGCUGUGGGAAGGAAUCUUCCUACGCUGGAGCAGAUCUUCUAAGUAUCUGGACGAAGCGUAUGAGGAAAUGGUGAACAUCAUUGAAUAUAACAAGGAGUUACAAGCCAAGGUCAAUGUCCUGAGAAGGCAGUUGGCUGAAUUGGAAACAGAGGAUGGGCUACGAGAGAGUCCUUGAAAGAUCUCCUGCCUGUCCUGAGGACUGUUUAGGCCUGAGUCCGUCUCUCCCUCUGUUUGCCCUUCACUUCAUGUACACGGUAGCCUUGAACUUGGCUGUAGGUGUGGGAUCCCUGUAUUGGUAUGGCCUUCUAAGCACUUCGAGGUGGAAGUCACUAACACAGAGAUAUGGCCUGUUAGGCCCUUCACUUUGGGAGCAGGAGGUGCUAUCACCUCACUACCCGUAUGACACCUAUGCCCUAUGCUGUUCUCCAUCAUCAGUUUCUGAACAGUGGUCCAGACUAGUUAAGAGUCAUCCACAACAUGGGCCAGGCUGGCAUUCAAGUAUAGAGGUGGAUAUGGUUGAGAAGUCAGAAUUGUAUGUUUCCCAUGUCAUCUUACCCCUAUCCUCCACUCCCAGCUAUAAAAUGAUCAUUCUUUUUAAAAACAGUUUUGGACUUAAAAAAGCCUGUUUUGUCAAGGAGGAAAAUCAGAAUAGUUAUUUGCGAUAAAUCUUUGUACAGGGGCAACAGGCGUGGUCCUCUGAUAACUUCAUUAAGAAAAGAUAAAUUUGCAAGUAGACACUAAAAGUGUGUGCCCUAGAGAACUGAAGUAGGAAUUCCUUACUGGUAGCCAUGUGCUACCUUUGCACAGGCUUUUCGGGUUUCUGACCAUACAUACAAAAUGGACUUUGAGCCAUGAGUGUGAAUGAAGCCAUAGCUUGAAUAGAAUUCACUUUUUAGAACUAUACAGCACAGACAGCAUCUGUGACCUUCUUAUGUCGGAGUUCUUAUUGCACUGGUUGGUAUUUACCUCCAUGUGACUUAUUUUACUUUUAAGUAUUUUAAGAGUUGACUUGUGCCACAACUAGACUUUGAUGUCAGUGCAAGCCGUUUGUAAACCCGUCUCGGUGUUAGGCAAACAGGAUGGCACUGGAGUUGGAAGCUAGGAAAGUGACACAGCUGCUUGAGACCUUGCUGUGUCAGAAGCAGGGGUGCAGUGGUGCAGACAGCUGAGUGCAUGCCGGUGGCUUGGUGCUUUCCAGCUGUCUGGCUCAUGGCAGUUGACAACUGCUUGUUAUUGCAAAUGCUGUCAUUUCUAGAAGAGAAUACUUGCAGAAUAAGUUUUAAAGCCAUGUCAACUCCAUCUAUAUAUAUCAUUUCCCUGACCCCUCUUUGAGUUGUGUAUCAAGGCGAAAAUAGAAUCGCUGCAGGUGUCACCUCUCUAAUCCUAGCACUAGGAAGACUGAGGCAGGAGGAUUUAAGUUAAGGAGGAUUUAAGCCAUCCCUGAGCUAUGAUGUAUAGUGGGUUCCUGGCUAGCCUACCUAUUGAGUGAGGCUAAGACUCCAGCAGGGUAUGUGGGCCCUGCCAAGGCACUGCUUUCCAUCUCCAGCCGCCCUGCCUCCUCUUCCUUCCUCCUUCCUUCCACCUUGGCAAAGGUCAGGCACCAAUCAGCAGUCCCAGUUCUGCUUAUGGAUUUGCCCACUGCCACCUCCAAGCUAGGCUCUACUCUUGACCUACUCUUUGACUUAUUGAGGAGUGGAGCACACACAGGCUGUCAUUCUGAAGGCCUGUUUUCAUGAAUUUCAAAGAAGAAAUUGCCUGGAUUUCUUGGGGCUCAGUCACUAGCCCCAUCAUUCUUCUGCCCUACAGGUUUUCUCCUAUUUUUUGUCUCAGCCAUGUGUAAAGGAGUCCUCAACUUCUCAGCUGAUCCAUAAGAAAAACCAUCAAGAGAUUUUUUUUCCUUUGUAGUUCUUAAAAAGUGAUUCCCACUGUUGUGGACCAGCCUUAAGGCUUCUGUGCACAGAGAUGUGGGGGAUUUCUUAUGUUUGGUCAGGAGAGCUCUGCUGCACCCAUUGUGCCUGUCUUCUUUAUGACACCCCUGUGCAUCCCCGAGUCAUAACUCCUGUAUUCCAGUUCCUUUGCCAUUUUCUGUUUCCCAUGAAAACAGUCAUCACUGUUUGACAAGCUUGUAUUUAGUAUUUAUUUAUAAGUAGAGAUUAUCUAAAUAUUAGCUUUAAAAGCAAACCUUGGUAUCGUUCCAUUUUCCAAGGGCCGGUUUCCUAAACUCAAGAACUCGGUUAAACACAGGUGUUAUCACUGAGUUGGAGUUUUAUGGCGUAACACUGUCUGUAUCCUUCCCUUGGAUGCAAUGAAUAAAUACAGCAGUUGCACUCA